Molecule: messenger RNA, 941 nt
Organism: Cutaneotrichosporon oleaginosum
Lineage: Eukaryota; Fungi; Basidiomycota; Tremellomycetes; Trichosporonales; Trichosporonaceae
Source: RefSeq, a predicted model, not a curated record
GGGCAUCUCCUUUGCUUGUCUUCUGAUCUUCUCCCUCAUCACUAUGCCUGAGUAUCCCGUUGCUGUGCCACAGAACGCGCCUCCACCUCCCGCACCACUGCACCUCGUGCCGCGCGACGCGCCCGAGGACGAGAUCCGCGCUGCUGCGACGGCGCUCGCGGCCGCCUUCGAGGGCGACCAGAUUGCGGACAUUAUCUCCGGCGGCGUCCCCGGCCUCCACGAGGCGCGGAUGUACCGCACCGUCGCGACGGGCGUGCUCGACCUGGAAGUGUACACUGUGACGGACAAGGAGGUGCUCGGCGUGAUGGUGGUCAAGCCUCCCGGUUUUGCGCAUCGCUGGAGGUGGGUUAAACUCACCGUCGACACCCUCCCUGCAACUCCUGACCCCAGCCCCAACUCGGAAGGCCCGCAUGGCCGUCUCGCGGACGAGCUCGCGAAGCAGAAGCCCGAGGCCGAUGAGCACUACGCCGUGCUGAAGAAGACGUUGAGCGCGCUCGAAGUCGAGGCGUUUGGGGAGAAUGAGGUCACGGAUCUCUUCUAUAUUUCCCACAUCGGGGUGACGCCCGCGGCGCAGGGGCGGGGCGUGGGCGCCGGCUUCUGCCGAUACAUGGUGGCGCGGGGGCGCGCGAUGCGUACGCCUGUGUCGCUGCUGACGAUGACUGAGGGCCAUGUGAGUGUAUUGGGGAGGGUAAAAAGGAGGCGCGGGAUGAAGGAGAAGAGGGGAGGAGAGAGAGAGAGAAUGGGCAUGUGUGUGUGAGGUGGCUGGCGCGGAACAGAGGCCAGGAAGGAGAGGAGGUCGGCAGGAAGCUCACACCAGGUCAAGUACUACCAGCGCUUUGGGUUCAAGACUCGCGCGUACACCGAGGUCGAGGUGGGCGGAGUGUUGACCAGGUGGUGGGCCAUGUCCACAGACGUGUGAGACAUCGUUUGUGGAGACGAGG